GUGGGGGCGGGCUUAGGGCUGACUUGUCUGUCUGUCCCUCCCUCACUCCAAUUGGAUAAGGGCACACCGGUCCGGUGGCCAAUCGAUGCCUCUUGUGGCGAGGUAUAAGUACGGCUCUCGAGGUGGCCAGCGCCUCAUUCAGACUUUCUGUGACAUACUGAAGCUACCAAAAUGAGCGGAAGAGGCAAAACCGGAGGCAAGGCCAGGGCGAAGGCAAAGACACGUUCAUCCCGUGCCGGGCUCCAGUUCCCCGUGGGCCGUGUGCACAGGCUGCUGCGCAAAGGCAACUACGCCGAGCGUGUGGGCGCUGGCGCACCAGUCUACCUGGCCGCAGUGCUCGAGUACCUGACUGCUGAGAUCCUGGAGUUGGCCGGAAACGCUGCCCGUGACAACAAGAAGACUCGUAUCAUCCCCCGUCACCUGCAGCUGGCAGUCCGUAACGACGAGGAGCUGAACAAACUGCUUGGCGGCGUGACCAUCGCUCAGGGUGGUGUUCUGCCCAACAUCCAGGCAGUGCUGCUCCCCAAGAAGACUGAGAAGGCCGUCAAAGCCAAGUAAAAUCGCUGGUGCGGCUGCAACUUGACUACUCAACCCCCAAAGGCUCUUUUAAGAGCCA
Molecule: messenger RNA, 616 nt
Organism: Oncorhynchus tshawytscha (Chinook salmon)
Lineage: Eukaryota; Metazoa; Chordata; Actinopteri; Salmoniformes; Salmonidae
Product: histone H2A
Exons: 1
Coding region: 172-558 (128 amino acids)
Cellular component (GO): nucleosome
Molecular function (GO): protein heterodimerization activity; structural constituent of chromatin; DNA binding
Source: RefSeq, a predicted model, not a curated record